ACUGAAGUCGUGACUGCCAAACGGCUCAAGCAAUUGGCAUUGCUGGAAAGCGUGGCCGACGAAUCCGCUCGCAUGGUCGCCGCUCGCAUGACGCCAGCACCGCCACCUCUCUCGACUUCAGUUCCGGCGCAGGCCCCACUGCAUGGUCCUUCGAUGCAAUCGUCCAUGACUGGGAUGGGCGCCGCGAGCUCACUGCUCUACUCGUCAGCCGCCGGCCCGACAGCUACCCCAGCGCCACAUCACUCGCCUUAUAUGGCCCACGCCCAGGCGCAUCCUUAUGCUUUAUCUCAAGCCCAGCGAUCGGCUUCGCCCUACGUUUCCACCGUUCAGCCUCAGCCGCGUCACCCAAUCGAUAUGAGCAUGGAUCUCGCGCAAGUACGCGCGCAGACGAGCCAGUCGUUCCGUCAUGGAGCGCCCAAUGCUGCUCUCCACCCUGCUGGCACGCAGAGCAUGAGCCAGAGCCAGCUCCUGUCGAUCAUGAACGGCACAAGCGGGGGGCUUCCUCCCUCUCGUGCAGAAUCAUUGGCGACACCGUACUUGUCGCGACAGCCGCCGUAUCUCGGACAUCGUCCUUCGUACCCGCCCACGGCAUCGAUGCAGCAAGGAGGCCAUCCCCUCGCGCAGCCUUAUGUGUUCCCGCCUCCCCCUGCGUCCCAUGCUUCGUCGACCUCCACGCUUCCUUCGCCCAUGGCAAUGAGCUACGCGGCAGGUAGCGUGGUCUCACCCGCUCCGAGCACGGCGAACCCUCUGCUGUCGAUCCUGAACGGUGGUCCUGCACCUUCGGUCAGCAGGAUGCUCUGAGGCUCAGCGGUAUUCAGCAUAGCGAUCUAGCAAAGAUCGAUGAACUUGCCGCUUGUCGGUGAGGUCGAGCCGAGCAUGUCGACAUGGACGUUGUUCAGGCGGUGCGGACUGUGAACGCACUCGUCACCAUUCACCUAUCCCCUUCACGAUCGUCUCAGCCGGCAUCAGGCCACCGUCGUCGCUCGCUCGUUGGCAUAUCAUCUGCAUAGUCGCAUUCUCUUCCCCGUCAGUUAUCAUUAUCGCACCUCUACCAUC
Schizophyllum commune H4-8 is the source of this 1056-nucleotide messenger RNA. RefSeq lists its product as uncharacterized. Lineage: Eukaryota; Fungi; Basidiomycota; Agaricomycetes; Agaricales; Schizophyllaceae. The coding region runs from base 73 to 801 and encodes 242 amino acids. The transcript has 2 exons. The record is from RefSeq and is a predicted model, not a curated record.